AUGGAUGACAGGGUUGCAUUGACGGUUCAUAUUACUGUUCUACAGGAAGAAUCCCAACCCACGUCAACCCCCGAAGAUGGGCUGCGUCACCGGCGAGCCCUAAUCGAGAAAUGGGCCACUGCCAGCCAGGAGUUUCGCGAGUCUUACUGUGGUCGUGCCGCAGACCAUAUCUCAGCUCUCGACUACCCGCCCAUAGUACUCUCGCAGCUCACCCCAAGACCCAACAAACGCUUCUUAUGUCUGCCAUCUGUGGACCGGCAGACCCAUUACCGUAACUAUAUCUAUCUCGUCAAGUUCCUAAUACUGCUGUACGUCCAUCAAGACGAAUGGACUGGGCCGCACCCCUUCGACCUACAUGGGGCAGGCGACGCCCCCAACUGCCACAUUCCGGAGUUGCUUGGCUCUAGCUCCCCGGCCGCUGCGCCUACCACGCCCACCACGCUUAGUGAGGUACUCCCCGCACUGUACCUCCACACGGCCGAUUUUCACGCCCUCUCUAUGACCCGGGAUGGCACGGUAGUGUUCGCCGACGGACCGGGCCUCACCUGGUUCGUGAUUGAUACUCCUGGGCUGACCACGGGACGCCUCACCCUGGCCGAGUUUGGCUCCAACGGCUGCAUCCGCGUCUCCACUCUCCGUCGACCGUGGAACAUGGGCCAAACUAUGUCUUUCGAGCAGAUGCUGGAAUCAACCCGACGGGCCAACAAAUUCCUCUACCAGGGCUAUGGAUCUCGGGACCUGUGGGUCCGCAUCAUCGAGCAGAGUGCGCCCGGAUACUUGGAGCUAGAGGCCCAAGGGAGGGAGGUAGAAUUCGAGCUGGAUGAUCUCCUAGUAAUUGAUCCUUGA
Molecule: messenger RNA, 846 nt
Organism: Penicillium maclennaniae
Lineage: Eukaryota; Fungi; Ascomycota; Eurotiomycetes; Eurotiales; Aspergillaceae
Exons: 3
Coding region: 1-846 (281 amino acids)
Source: RefSeq, a predicted model, not a curated record